Molecule: messenger RNA, 1654 nt
Organism: Patiria miniata (bat star)
Lineage: Eukaryota; Metazoa; Echinodermata; Asteroidea; Valvatida; Asterinidae
Product: pectin acetylesterase 11-like
Exons: 5
Coding region: 35-1399 (454 amino acids)
Molecular function (GO): hydrolase activity
Source: RefSeq, a predicted model, not a curated record
CCUCAACUUUUGAAAACUUAAUUUGGAUUCCAAGAUGUCAAACUUCCACCUGCGCGGAACCGGUCAGGAGACCCACACCUGUCUCAACGAGGACCAGGUGGUCGUGAAGAAGCGCCUCCAACACGCUGCUAGGGGGCGCCCUAGGCUCACCCUCUGCCGUGGCUGGACCAUCGCGGCCCUGCUGGCCGCCCUCUGGCUGACCUUCCUCGGCGUGUGGCUCUACUUGAGCUACUUUAGCGACGUUGGGGGCGCUGCCGACUCCCGGGCUGUCCGCCGGACUGGCCCCGGGGUGGUCAGUCGUAACAUAGAGGCACACCUGGUCGUGUUGCCGCAGGACUUGGCCGAUGAGACCGGGGCGUACUGUCUGGACGGCAGUCCGCCAUCUUACUACUUCCGCAAUGCGUCUUCCGAUGAACAUCUCAACUCCUGGUUAAUUCAUCUAAUGGGCGGUGCGUGGUGCUACAGCAACGCCCAAUGCGCACGCCGUAGUGCCACCGCCCUGGGGUCAUCGCGCAUGCUCAGUCCAGAGAAACGCUUUGGCGGCAUCCUGUCGUCAAGUUCCACAGUCAAUCCGGACUUUUACGACUGGAAUGUGGCGGUCGUAAACUACUGCGACGGAGCCUCGUUUUCUGGUGACCGAGAAGAUCCCGUCACACAUAGCAACACCAAGAUGUACUACCGGGGCUCCAGGGUGCUGGAUGCCAUCAUAAGUUAUUUACUCCAAUCAGCAGGACUACAGAGGGCCGACAGGGUCAUUUUGAGCGGCGCAUCUGCCGGGGGUCUUGCUGUCUACCUUCACGCUGAUCGUGUCGGUAGCAUGGUUCCCAACGACGCCUCCUUCAAAGCCGUGGCAGACGCGGGUUUCUUUGUGGCUGAUGAGGCGGACACCAGCGGUGAAAAGUGGUGGGAAAACGCCAUGAAGGACGUCUACCAAAUGCAACAGGUGGAAGGGAGUCUUGAUGAAGACUGUCUACUGGCCAAAGAAAAGAACAGGUCGGAGUGUUUCUUCGCGCAGUAUGCCUACCCUCACGUCACCACCCCCAUGUUCAUCAUCAACUCCGUCUACGACAGUUGGGCUGUGCAGAACAUCCUCAAAGUACGCUGUCGCCCUUCGGGGUGCAGUGAGGAGGAGCUCCGGGUAAUUGGGGAGCACAGGCGGACCUUCCUGCAGCGUACGGACCAGAUCAACCGUUACAACAAAGACGGCAUGUUCCUGACCUCCUGCUACGAUCACAUCCUGGCCUCCCUCGACUCUCCCUGGAUGACCUACAAAGUGGCUGGCAGAACGACUAGGGAGGCCUUCGCCGACUGGUAUUACGAGCGGACGACGCCGGCAGAGACGCGGGAUGUAGACUGUGACUCAAGUCUGACGUGCAACCCCACCUGCAGCAGCAACUGAAUGGGAUGUUAAGAAGCGCUUCUGAUACGGCAGGCGACUAACUUUCCGGAAUGAAAAAUGCAUGAAAAAAAAGGGCGCUCUUUAAACAAUGAAAGCGAAGUGAGGGCGCUCACUUUUGCUUGUUUUUGUGAGUAGUGAGCCCCCAACUAUCAGAAUUUUCCAGGAUUUAUUAAAAAAAACACCUGUCGUUUUUCCUCAUUUUUGCCCAAGGUAUCAUUAAUUUUCUUAUCACAAGGUAUAUGACAUUAUGUAUCC